ACAAAUACACCAACCACAACCCUGUGGACCAACCAGCGCAGGCGAGUGAAGGGCUGAAGUGCCGACACGAAACAAGUGAUUUGUAGUUCAGUAUGCUGAACCGAAUCUUUUGAACAGUCCGUUUCUGUGAUGUAAACGUUUUCAGCGAUGUUGUUGGUAUUUUUGUCCUAAUUUAAUAGAUUACAUUUUGAAUGCUUAUCAUUUUAUUCUUAUUCAUAGCCUAACACCAUGUAAACAUCGCACAGAUGGCAAAUGUGACGCUCUUUUUAGUCGGGACGGUGGAUCGGCUCGAAUAAUUCAUUGAAGCCGAACAGGUUCAGACAAACGAUUCAUUCAGGACUUCGAAGUCGCUUCAGAAAAACAUGCCCCAAGUUCCCAACAGCGGCGGUGAGAGCGAAAGCAAGAAACGGAGACUAGAGGACGCGGCCGAUUUCCCCGCAAAAAAGAAAUCGCGCUGGGGCAUUUUAACAAGUCAGGGCUGUCAUGUCGUACACAUACUCGUGGCUAGACACACCGUGGGGAGAUGGAGACAUGGGCUCAUGGGCAGAUCGAUCUCCACUCCAUGAAGCUGCAAGUCAGGGGCGCCUUCUGGCCCUAAAGACCCUUCUCUCCCAGGGUUACAAUGCAAAUAUCAUUACCAUUGAUCAUGUCACCCCACUGCACGAGGCAUGUCUAGGGGAUCAUGUGGCCUGUGCCAGAGCCCUCAUUGAAGCCGGAGCCAAUGUGAACGCCACCACCAUAGAUGGAGUGACUCCUCUGUUUAACGCCUGUUCUGCAGGCAGUGCCACAUGUGCGGAGGUGCUUCUAGAGCAUGGUGCCAACCCACAGCCUGAACUGUGCCAACCUUCACCCAUCCAUGAGGCUAGCAGCAAAGGAAAAACGGCGUGUGUGGAGGCUCUCAUAGCAUGGGGGGCGGACGUAGACUAUGAUAUUCCCCACCUAGGAACUCCACUUUACAUCGCCUGCAGCUCCCGGGAGCUACAGUGCACACAGAAACUUCUAGAUGGAGGUGCCAAUGUUCAAAAAGGACGGUUCCUAGACACUCCCCUACAUGCAGCUGCAGAGAAAGACUGCCCAGAUAUCAUUAAAGUGCUGCUGGAAUUUGGUGCCAACAUAAACGCUCGCAACCUGGAGCUGCAAAGACCUGUGGAGGCAGCACCUCCUAGCAGCAUGGCAGAGGGCAUGCUUCUGCUAUAUGAAGCUACGCCUCCUGCUCUGAGCCAGUUGUGUAGGUUGAGUAUCAGGGAGUAUUUGGGACGGACCAGACUGCACCUCAUCCCCCAGCUCAAACUUCCCACCCUGCUCCACAGAUUUCUACAGUACAGAUAGAGCCCUGCUCUAUCUCUCUAUGUGUCUCUGUUCGUCACUCUCCUGUGCUCCUUCUCUGUCUUUUCUCUGUUUUUAUCUUCUCUCAAGUGCAUUUAUUACAAUUUCUUUGUAACCUCCAAUGCACAACAACACUUGUUUUGGUGUGAGUUCCUUCACUUGUAGUUAUUUCAAAUAGAGUUUCUGACAUAUAUUUUUGUGUGCAACAUCCUCAGCAAACAUCGGUACCAGUUAAGGGAAACUAACAAUGUCCAAAUUUAACAUCUCUGUAACUGUGUGAACCUUAAGAUGUGAAUACCUACAUAUGCAGCAUGUUAAAUGGUUCAGCCAAAAGACUUAAAGACAGAAUCAGAAAUGUCAGAACAUCUAUGUGGAAAUCUUGGCAUUCAAUUUUCUGAUCUUUUGUUGACACUGUUAAUGUACCCAGUGGUCCAUCCAAAAGUAAAAAAUUACACAAAUGUAGUUGAAUGACUAUUUACGACCACAAUUCCAAAAAAGUUGGGAUGCUGUGUAAAAAAAAAAAAAAAAAGGAAAAUGAAACAAUGCAGUGAUUUGUA
Messenger RNA from Pygocentrus nattereri (red-bellied piranha), 1883 nucleotides. RefSeq names its product ankyrin repeat and SOCS box containing 5b (gene asb5b). Gene Ontology annotation, molecular function: protein binding. The record is from RefSeq and is a predicted model, not a curated record. The transcript has 8 exons. Bases 484 to 1329 code for a protein of 281 amino acids. NCBI's taxonomy places the organism in Eukaryota, Metazoa, Chordata, Actinopteri, Characiformes, Serrasalmidae. Gene Ontology annotation, biological process: positive regulation of protein catabolic process; protein ubiquitination; intracellular signal transduction.